GUUGUUUCAGAGGGCUUUGAAGGCUACAACAGUGACUCCCAUUCACCGCAUCUUUAAGUGUUUUUUGUCAUCUUUAGAAUCCUAAAAAAAAACAAAAAAACUUUUAUUCUUGUCUCUCAAACUGAGUGUGAACGAUAGGCAAAAUUCUCCAAAAAGUGCAGUUCCCCUUUAAACCAUUUAAGUGUGGCUUUAGCAGUAUGCUUUGAGUCAUUGUUCUGCUGGAAGAUGAACCUCCUUCUCAGUCUCAAAUAACAAAGCACACUAAAACAGGUAUUGCUCUAGAAUAUCCCUGUAUUUAGCGCCAUCUGUCUUCUCCUCGACUCGGACCAGUUUUACCAGUCCGUGCGGCUGAAAAACAUCCCCACAGCAUGAUCUAGCCACCACAAUGUUUCAUUAUGGAAAUUAUGUUCUUGGGGUGAUGGGAUGUGUUGGGUUGCUGCCAGACAUAGCAUUUCCCUUUGUGGCCGAAAAGUAAUAUUUUAUUCUCACCGGACCGGAGUACCUUCUGCCAUAAAUUUAGGGAGUCGGCCACAUGCCUUUUGGCAAACUCAAGAUGUGCCUUCUUAUGUUUAACACUAAGUAAUGGCUUUUUCCUGGACACUUUUCCAUAAAGCCCUGCUCUAUGGAUUGUACGGCUUAUUGUGUACCUAUGCACAGACACUCCAGUCUUUGCUGUGGAACUCUGCAGCUCUUUGGGGUUACCUUUGGUCUUUCUGAAUUAUGCCCUCCUUGCCCACUCUGUGAGUUUUGGUGGGCAGCCCUGUUUUGGUAGGUUUGUUGUGGUCCCUUGUUUUUCCUUUUGAAGAUUAUGGAUCUGAUGGCGCUCAGGGGGAUCAUCAAAUAUGUGGAUAUUUCUUUAUAACCCAACUCUUACUUGCGGUUCUCAAUAACUUUAGCCUUUCAAUAAAGUUGUGUUUAUACUGACGGAUCAUGUGACACAUAGAUUGCACACAGGUGGUCUUCCUUUCCCUAAUUAUGUGACUUUUUAGCAAAGGGGGUGAAUACAUAUACCAAUUUUAAUUCCUUUAUUUUAUUGAACUAUUUUUUUCUCAUUUCACCUUAACAGCUUCUUUUAUUCUGUGCAGAUCCAUCACAUAAAAUUUAGAUAAAAAACAUUUAAAUUACAAUUUGAAAUGUAACAACCUAGGUAAAAAGCCAAGGGGCGUCAAUACUUUUGCAAGGCAUUUACAGUGUGUAAAUACUUCCAAGAUCAAAUUUCAAUUUUAUUUUUUAAUUUGGUAAAAACUUAAAAGCUAAGGUUCCUGAAUCACAUUUGUAGUGAACAUUCAGCUCUCUUAAAGUGCCAUAAUAUAUUUAAAGUAAAAGCUUCCAGUCCAGAUGAUUACGGUAGUAAAUUAUACAUGCGCUGUAAAUGUCUCCACACUGGUACUUAACUCAAACGCCAAGUACUGUAUUUCAUCAAGCUGCCUGUGUGUGUUUUUAUCAUUUAACAUGUCCAAUGUACAGCUUAGCAUUUUACUAAUAUGCACUUAUGCCAGCACUUUGUCUAAGAAUGUAUUGUAAAUAUUGAAUAAUUGCUUACAUGCAUUUAUUUGGUUCAGAACAAAGUAAAUUAAAGUUGCAUGAAAGUGAUCACAAUGUGAAAAGUGGCUUGAUUGUAAGUGAAAGUGUGCUGCACAGGCUUGGACAUUUAUUACUCUCAUAAUGACGCACCAAAUGCCUCUCAUAGAUAUGCUCAAAAUGGACUUUGCCCCCUUGGUUACACUGUAUUAUAUAUGCCAAAUAUUUGACAAACGUUUCUUGUAAAACGUGUUAAUAUGUAACUAGUGUUAAAAACCAAAGGAAUUAAGGUUUAUCAAGAAUAAUAAAGUUUGACUUGUUUCCAGUCAUUGGAAAAAAAAAAAAAGAACAUGGUGAAAAAAAAAACUAAACUCAUGGCACAAUUGAACUUAAGCAUCUUACAGGAUGUAAAAACAUGGAUGUAUGUGUACACAAUAUGGGCGCCAGCUUUUACAUAAAAACAUUCAGUUUAGGUUUGAUCUGAUUUGGUGAGGUGCAUAGAACGUUGGUUGGACGUUUGAAUAGCUUGCAUUGGGCUACCAUCUAGUGGUUGGAUGAAGUAACCAACCUGAGCCGAACUGCUCCUGAAUCAACUUAUAUUCCAUAGGUUGCAACUUGAGACAUUUUAAGUAAACUGAAGACUAACAUUUUACAAAAAGUAUUUUCAAAAUCUUACAACAAUUUAUUAAAACCAACUAUGGCACAAAGCAAUGAUAGAACAAAUAAUGUCCUUCCUGUUUUACUACACUGUUGUGGUUGCAUUUAACACAACAAUCAUCCAUACUGUUCCAUUUAUAAAUAUUGUACAUUCACCAAGAUGUUUUAAUAGGUGGUGCUGAAGGUUGUUGCAUGUCCUAAAAUUGACAACUUUAACAAGACAGGGAUGUGGAUUGUCCAACUUGACAAAUGGUGAAAAAAGUCCCUCCAGGGAAAGGUGUUAAGAGGGUGUGAGGAUCACAUCCAUUGUGUGGCAGACUAUGAAGAUAUGCCUGUGUCAUUUGAAACAAUGUGUAACGCCAUGUGAGAGCCUCCUCAGGAGGCCUUUUGUCUCGGGCAGACCUGGGUCAGUUGAGCUUGUUGGCAGCCUUCAUUUUAAGUUGGCAGUCCAGAGGAGCAUUCUGUGAAGCAGGCGAAAGAAACAUGGAGGACAUUUGGUUCCUUGCGUGUUUAGGAGUUCUGUAUUCUGCUCGGACCGCCUUUACUCACGAGUAAGUAUCAUGAAUACGAUCCAACCCGCGUUCCUCAUGGUAAAUGAACAUAACUGCUGUUUAUGCUCUUGUUUUCAUGGUCAUUGCUGUCCACUUGGCGCCAGGACAUUAUUUGUGCUGACAGGACCUGAGGUGUUGCCUGCUGGGACAUCAUCUCUGCUGGCUGUCACCGUUCUCUCUGACCUUACUGUCAGGGUCAAGGGGGAAGUUUCACAUGGCAACACUAAAGUGGCCCAGACAGAGGACUUCCAAGGAGGUGUGACUCAGCUGCUUACGCUCCCUCCACUUCCGGGCUCCAUAACUCAUAAGUCACAUUUAAAUUUGACUGUGACGGGCUACGAUGGGGACAGCAUCGUCUUCUCCAACAUCACCACCCUCAGCUUCGACCUCAGGAACGUCUCCUGUUUCCUUCAAACUGAGCAUUCACGAUAUCGUCCAAGAGACAAUGUCAAAAUGUGGGCCGCAUGCGUUCGGUUGGAUAAUCGUCCUUACAAAGGAAGAGUGGAUAUCUCCAUUAAGAAUCCCAGUGGGAUUGUGGAAGAAAGGCGGCAGUACACAGGGAAUCAAAGGAUUGUGUUUCAGGAAUUUCAUUUAUCCCAGACCCCUUCUCUGGGAAAGUGGGCAGUCACCAUCACAGCGCAGCAUGUGACUGACGAGAGAACAUUCACUGUGGAACAUUAUGAGCCCCCGCAUUUUGACAUGCUGGUCAAGACGCCAACACAAGUUCUAAUUGGAGAGGAUAUCUCAGGAUCAGUGAGAGCCAUUUAUCCCAGUGGACAACCUGUUAAAGGAACCCUCGUGAUUUCACUCACUCAGCCAUCUUCUGCGAACAACAUAACACAAACCAAAGAGCUUAGUGGGUCAGUUCACUUUCUCUUCAGCAAAACUCAGCUUCCGGGCCUCCAUGCACCAUCAAAAGUGGACCUGGUGCACAUUACAGCAUGCAUCACUGACAAGUCAACAGGAAUUAAAGUCAGCAGAAUUGUUGCGGUCCACCUGAUGAAGAGCUCAUUCCAGCUUAAGUUCUGUGAUUUCCCACAGUCACUGAAGCCCUCUUUAACCUUCUUUACAAAACUUAGUAUCUCCAGAUACGAUAGAAAGCCUCUGAGCCCAGUGGAUCGAAUGAACUCUGCUGUGGUUGACGUCACUCAGAGAACAUCGAUGAUGGAGGCUGAAACAACCACAAUGACUCUCCCUGUGCCUGAGGAUGGGAAAGUCCACAUUCAGUUUAAAUUACAGGAUGAAGUAAAGAUGCUUUUAAUUCAGGCCAAGUUUCAGUCAAGUGUAGAGACUCUGACGCUCUUCAACAACUACUCAUCUCCUAGCAGCUCAUAUCUUGUAAUCUACCCUCGCUUACCUGCAACGGUUGGAUUGCCUCUUCAGUUAGAUGUGGAAAGCACAUUUCAACCAUCCAGCCUUCAUUAUGUGGUGAGCUCUCGUGGUCAAGUGGUGGCAGCAGGGACAAAGACUUCCUCCUCCUUUUCUCUGGUGCCAACACCGUCCUGGUCCCCUGAGGCCUGCAUCACUGUUUAUUCCGUCCUCUCUGAUGGCGAGCUAAUUAGUGACACUGCACAGAUCCCCAUCAACCAACAAGGACAUGUAUCUUUAAACUGGAGCAAGGAAAAAGCCCAGCCAGGUGAGCAAGUGUGGCUUACUGUGACAGCCCACGAUCAGAACUCCCAUGUCGGAAUCUUGGUGAUGGGAAGGCACUAUGAUGCUCCACGGGCUGACUGGGAUUUGAAAGCAAGGCAGGGAUGCAAUAUAAAGAUGCUCUCCAAUGCUAGACUGCGUAAAGAAAAACACUUGGUGGAUAGAUCAGAAAAUGACAGUGAUGCCAUCUUAGUAGACAAGUACUGGACACACUGGAUGGACAGAAGCAAGCCCCUUUUGUGGUUUGAUGCUCCUCUCAGUAACAAAACCUGGACGAGUGAGGGAAUAACUGUUCCAGAUGAUGUUACAUGUUUAGAUGCCACCGCACUGGUGAUGUCAGACAAGUUAGGUUUAGGAUUCACUCCUGUGCCACAAAAGCUGAUGGUGUCCAAAGAUUUCUCCUUGUCUCUAAAUGUUCCAUCAUACCUCAUCAGAGGAGAAGAGCUUGUACUGGAAAUAAACAUCAUCAACCACUUAGAGAGAGACUUAGAGGUGAUCUUGUUGCUUUCACAAAGUGAGGCUUUUGAGUUUGUGUUGGAAAAACAUGGCGACGAUGCCGUGUUAAAUGUACAAACGCUCAUCUUAGAGGGCUACGUCUCUGCCACAGCCUUGUUCCCUAUCAGGCCCGUGGCUCUUGGGGAGAUGGAGUUAUCUGUGGACGCUGUAUCUGUGAACUGCUCAGACAGCCUUGUUUGGAGAGUACUUGUGAAGCCUGAAGGAUUUGAACAGUCCUUCUCAGAAACACUCUUCCUGGAACUGGCACCACACACCCACAACAAAUCAGAGUCCAUCUCUAUCUCUUUGCCACCAGAUGUGGUGCAGGACAGUCAGCGAGUCAAUGUGGCAUUAGUGGGUGAUGUCUUGGCCUUGUCCAUCAAACAUUUGGAUUCGCUGGUUCACAUCCCUCUUGGAUGUGGGGAGCAGAACUUGAUACACUUUGCUCCAAGUAUUUACGUGCUUCAGUACCUGGACUGGUCCAGCCAGGAUCAUCCCAAGAUCAGGAAAAGGAUUUUGAACUACAUGUUUGAAGGGUAUCAAAGACAGCUGUCCUACCAGAGAGAUGAUGGAUCCUUCAGUGCUUUUGGUGCAAGUGACACUGCUGGUAGCACAUGGCUGACCGCCUUUGUCCUGAAGUGUUUCCUCCAGGCUCAACCCUACAUACAGAUAGACCAAAGUGUCUUAGAUCGGGCCACAAAUUGGCUCAUAGACCAUCAGGGGCCCCAGGGUGAGUUCCAUGAGGUGGGAAUCUUGAUGCACACAGAGAUACACGAAGACCUUGACAACAGCUCUGUGGCCCUCACAGCCUAUGUAAUGAUAGCCUUACUGGAGAACAAGACCUAUGUGGAAAUGUACAUUAGCAAUAUGUCCAUGAUGCAAACGUACCUGGAGGGCCAUGUGACCAAUGGAGCGCUAAGUAACUACACACUGUGUCUGGCAGCUUACGCUCUCGCUCUCGCCAAAAGUCCUGCGGCUGCCACUGCACUGACAGAGUUGAGCAGGAGAGCUGACUACAAAGGUGAUGUAAUGAUGUGGGCAUCCUCUGCUGGUUUGGACCCGUAUAAGGAGCAGCCUCGCUCGUCUCAGAUUGAAAUGGCUUCCUAUGUGAUGCUGGCAUAUAUCCAGCGUGGCAGCUUUUUGAAUGGGAUCCCACUGAUGAAAUGGUUAAGCAAGCAGAGGAACCAUCUUGGUGGUUACGGCAGCACACAGGAUACUGUCAUUGCGCUGCAGGCUCUAGCUAACUAUGCUGCAUUUAGUGGAGCCAACGCCAUCGACCUGCGUCUUCAUAUCUUCGAUCAUGCCUCUUCAUUUAUGUUCUCCAUCAACUCCACCACAUAUCUAACAUAUCAGCAGCAAGAGAUCAAUGCUGAACAGGAUAUUCACCUCAAUGUAAACAUUGAAGGAAGAGGAUUUGCCAUAUUCCAGACGAAUGUCUUUUACAACCUGGAGAGCAAAGCGUUUUCACAGAAACGCUUCUUGCAUGCCAGAGACGAGGAGGCUUUUGAAUUAAAUGUGAACGUCAAUGAUGAGGAAGACUACCAUCACUUGUUGUUAUCUGUGUGUGUCAGAUUAAAGAACAGUCAGGUCAUAACCCAAACAGGCAUGGUUGUACUGGAUGUAGGGAUGCUCAGUGGCUUCACUCUUCACCCUGGGGCUGUUGCUCCGACGCAUCUGAUCAGAAAGGUGGAGACCCUGCCUCAGAAUGUCUACCUCUACCUGCAUUCUCUCAACAAAUCAGAGGUCUGUAUCCAAAUUCCACUCAUCAGAGUGUUCAAAGUGGCUCACAUCCAGGAUGCUCUGGUGCAAGUUUAUGACUACUAUGAACCCACGAGGAGAGCAGAAACAACAUAUAAUUCUGAUGCGCUCCGCCACAUGGACUCGUGUGCCUUCUGUGGUGAGGACUGUCAUCUGUGUAAGACGGGAAUUCCUAUUGUGGUGCCUGCAAAUUUCUCAGCUCACUCAAUAAGAAGCACCACCUACAGCGUUUGUUGCCUUCUAUUUGGAAUGAUUACAGGCUACCUUUUCAUUAUAGUAGUAUAGUUAAAUUAUAGUCUAAUUUGAUCCACCUAUUCGAUUGUAUGUGUAAUUAAGACAUACUACACAACAAUUGCAUUAUCAACAGGUGCAUUCAAGUGUUGUAAUGUAGUCUGUAUCCCCCCCACCGCCAGAAAUUGUCUAAAAAUAAAUUUUGCA
Messenger RNA from Nerophis lumbriciformis (worm pipefish), 7070 nucleotides. RefSeq names its product CD109 molecule (gene cd109). Gene Ontology annotation, cellular component: extracellular region. Gene Ontology annotation, molecular function: endopeptidase inhibitor activity. The record is from RefSeq and is a predicted model, not a curated record. Lineage: Eukaryota; Metazoa; Chordata; Actinopteri; Syngnathiformes; Syngnathidae.